Molecule: messenger RNA, 922 nt
Organism: Moneuplotes crassus
Lineage: Eukaryota; Ciliophora; Spirotrichea; Euplotida; Euplotidae
Source: the annotation of a GenBank genome assembly
UCUGUAGAAUAUGAAGGACAGUAUGAAGAUUCUCUGGUAAUUUCAGAUCUCUCUCAACUGCCUCGCUUUGUGUAUUCUUUAAUUGCCUCAGACUAAGAUAUACUUCCAGUCUGGGCUCUGGGGCAUCAUGCCGAUGAAGUACGAUAAUAUCAUAGAAGUAUUGCUUCCACUGUUCACCAGGGUACCAUAGUUACCCAAUUCUGAGAAUGACAAGAUUAGAUUCAUGGGGAAGUCAUUGUAGCUUACAUCGGCAUAGGUAUUUUUGCCUCUCUUCUCCCAACCGUAAUGCUUGAAGGACUUUGUGGAGAAAGAGAAUUCUUUUACGUAGAUGAUUUUGUAACCUGAACUCUGAAACUCUUCAUCCAUGAUCACUAUUGUGAGAUGCCAUACCUUGACUGAAAAAUCAUUGUUAUAGGGUUCAUCUGGCUGUUUUGUAUAACUGUAUUCCAGCUUUGCCUUCAGCUUUUUAGAUAUCACCUGGGUUGUAAUCUUAGUAAACUUAUUACUUAUAUCUUUUAAGGAGUGUUUAAUAUCUUUAAGCAUGAAGUAGUUGUUUUUACUGGCCUUAUAAAACUCUCUCAAAUCUUGGUUAGUUGCUUCUGUUGCCUAAAAGCUUUUUGUUUUUGUACUUCUUGUUAUUCAUUCUUAUCGGCAAUAUCUUCUUUCUGAAUAGCUUUAGUACCUUUUUUACCCUUCUUUCUGAUAACUGGUUGUCAGCCAUUACUCUCGGUGCCAAAUUUCUUUUAUUCACAUAAAGAUUUUGAAAGAAAAACUCUCCUUUUUCUAAAUCUUUCUUUCUCACUUAUGAGAGGAUUAGAUUAACUCAAUUUCUCUACUAGAAUUUAAGCCAGGCUAAUCCUAGUCUGAGCUAGGAAAGCAACUUUUGAAAACAAACUUUCCUCCUAAAUCAUUAAAUCUAUAA